AAGGAUGUGGUCAUUGUGAUGUGGUGUUUGGGUGGAGUUAACCUGGUGGGAGGAAGAAAGGGAGUAUCUAUAUAUCUCUAUAUACCAUGGACUGCCAAAAGAACAAACAAAUCAGUCUUAAAAGAAAUAUAACCAGAAUUCUCCUUAGAUGUAAAGAUAGUGAGACUUUGGCUUAUUUUGGACAUAUCAUCAGGAAAGAUUAAUUGCUAGAAAAAGACAUCAUGGUUGGUAGAGUGAAGGGUCAAUGAAAAUGAGGGAAACCCUCCAUGAGAUGGAUUGACACAACAGCUGUAACAGUGGACUCAAGCAUACCAACAAUCAUGAAGAUGGUGCGAGACUGGGCAACAUUUUGUUCUGUUUACACAUAAGGGCACCAUAAGUCAGGGCCAGCUGAACAGCAACUAACAAUAUAUAUGUAUGUGUGUGUGUAUGUGUGUAUGUAUUUCUAUAUUUUCUCGAUGUUGUUGUUUGCCUUCGAGUAGAUUCUGACUCGUGGAGACUCCACGGGUAUCAGAGUAGAACAGUGCUCUACAGCGUUUUUUUUUUUUUUUUUAAUAAUUUAGUUUAGUUUUUGUGGAGAAUAUAUGCAGCAAAACAUACACCAGGUUUGACAGUUUCUGCAUUUACAAUUCAGUGACAUUGAUUACAGUCUUCAAGUUGUACAACCAUUCUCCCCCUUUUUUUUGAGUUGUUCUGUCCAUAGAGUUUUCAAUGGCUGUGAUCUGUUGGAAAUAGAUCACCAGGACUUUGUUUCAAGGUGCUUCCUGGAUGAAUUCUAACAGCCAGCCUUUUGGUUAUUGGCUGAGUGCUUAACUUUGUGUCACCCAGGGACCCCAUACAACUAUACACACAGACAUAUUAAAAAAAAAAAAAAAAAGAAUCUAUGUGAAAACUUGUAAUACCUGAGUAAGCCCUGUGGUCUAGUUCAUUGCAUUGUACCAAAGUCAAUCGCCAGGUUUUGGUAAUGCACUAUAGUUAGGUAAGAUGUUCCUAUCGGGGGGAGGUGGGAGGUGGGUACACAGGAUCUCUCUGUACUGUUUUUACAACUUCUUCUGAGUCCCUGGGUGGCAUAAAUCUUUAAGCACUUGAUUACUAACCGAAAGGUUGGUGGUUCAAACCCACCCAGAGGUGCCUCAGAAGAAAGUCCUGACAAUCUGCUUCCAAAAGGUCACAGCCUUGAAAAGCCUAUGGAGCUCAACUCCACUCUGCACACAGGGGGUCACCACGAGUCAGAGUAAACUCGAUAGCAACUAACAACACUAACAAUUUCAAAAUAAAAAUUGUUUUUAAAACAAUGUCUUGGGCAGGACUUCAAAUGAGGCAGGACAGGAGUCAAGGCGGACGGAGUCACACACACUGAGGUUCAUGUGUUGGGGGAAGAUGUUGUCAUUGACGGCUUCUUGUUUCCUGAGUCAGUUGUGAGGAGGAAACUGCACCAGGCAGUGCAGAAAUCCAGACAGCUGGAGCUAAACUUCUACCCAUACAUCCUGGAGACAAAGUGGGCAGAAAGAGAGCCACAACUGCCCCAGCCCUGCUUCUUCCUUUCAUCUGCAAAACUGAAGACAGAAUUCUGGUCCAGAAGGGAUAUGAUGCUCACAGAAUUCCUGUCCCUGCUUUGCCUUGGGCUGUGUCUGGGUUAUGAAGAUGAGAAGAAUGAGCGACUUCCCAAGCCCUUCUUCAGUGCCUUGCCCAGCUCAGUGGUUGAAAGCAAAAGCAACGUGACUCUGAAGUGCUGGUCUACGUUCCAGAAUGCUACCUUCAGGCUGGGGAAGUUGAACAACACUGGGUCCGAGGAACAGCUGAAGUCAGCAGAAAACAAUGUUGAACUCCUCCUCACUGACCUCGAGCCUAAGGAUGCUGGGAAGUACUUUUGUACCUACAAGACAACAGCGUCCCAGGGAUGGGCAGAGAGUGAACAUUUACAGCUGGUGGUCACAGAUGAAUAUGAAGGAUACGAAGCUCCCCCAAUAAAAACGGGAGGAGAUGAAAACCUGGGCACCUUAUCUUCAAAACAAGACAGCAGGAUCAUUUUUAUUACAGUCUUCAGCUGCCUGUCCAUGUUCCUCAGCUUCUUCUCCAUCUUCCUCAUCUACAGAUGUGUUCAGUAUGAUUCAGCAGAUGAAGAAUCCACCAGGAGAAGCAGCCAUUCCAAUUUUCCCAACCAGGAGGCAACAGAUUUAUCCAAGCCAGAAAGGACAUCUCUCUCGGCUGAAGACUCCGAGGGGAAUACAAGGGCACUGUGUGAGGCAGCCUAUGCUUCCUACUGAGAAGCCCCUACGAUCUUGUGAAUAUGCAGCCCUGAAGGUGUAGAAGGAAGCCAGCAGGAGCCACUGGAGAAGGAAGGAGAGCCUGGAUUAAGACAGCUGAGGUGACUGGAAAUAUGGAAACCCAGAUGACUCCAUGUUCUUCACUUAUAAUCCAUACCAAUCAGAAUAAGUUUCUCUCUUUUUUCUUCUACACCUCUCAAAUAUUACUGGGUGGGUUUUCACAAAAUUUGGAGUGUGAGUUUAGA
Messenger RNA from Loxodonta africana (African savanna elephant), 2512 nucleotides. RefSeq names its product V-set and transmembrane domain containing 1 (gene VSTM1). The transcript has 10 exons. Gene Ontology annotation, cellular component: plasma membrane. The coding region runs from base 1587 to 2267 and encodes 226 amino acids. NCBI's taxonomy places the organism in Eukaryota, Metazoa, Chordata, Mammalia, Proboscidea, Elephantidae. The record is from RefSeq and is a predicted model, not a curated record.